AUGCGGUCCUCCUGGAUCUGGAUCGCGGCCACAUUCCUCACCUCCGCAAACUCAAUCACAGCCCCAUUCUCCCCAGCCGAAGAAGCCGUCAACCGCCGCGCCUUCGAGGUUCUCCGCAUCCUGCAACGAGCCGACAACAACUGUCCCAGCGGCACAAACCCCUGCACAGAGCUCGGCAACGCAAACGCCUGCUGUAGACAAGGCACCAACUGCUCAAGAGAUGCAGCCAACAACAUCGCCUGCUGCGCGACCGGCGCAAGCUGCACAGGUAGUCUGACCGGAACAAAGACUACCGGAUCAACAACCAACUUCAUGUUCCCGAACGCCGCGACCGCAACAGCCACCGCCGAUUCCAAUACUGAGUCCACAAUCGACGGCGCAUACCCCUUCGUCUACGUCCCCACUGCCUUCAACAACCCCCAGACAUGCUCCUCCUAUUACUCCGUGUGUCAGUCAGAGUAUGCGCAGUGCACGGGCGCCCUGAUGGGUCGGUAUGCUGUGACGAUUGGUGUCGACGGGGGUGGCAAGACAGUCCAGGCCGUGACAGCUUCCUCGCAGGCGACUUCUAUCUGCUCAAGCUUGAGUCUGGAUGCUUGCCACGGUAUCAACCUGGGGUAUUGUGGCACGGUCGCUACGCAGACUGCGGAUGCCGACGCCAAUGGGAACAUUGCUGCGGUGCGCUCGACCAGCUUAAAAGAUCUGGCUCUUGGUGUUGUCGUUGGUGUCGCGGGUAUGUUUAUAUGA
This is a messenger RNA of Penicillium salamii, 744 nucleotides long. NCBI's taxonomy places the organism in Eukaryota, Fungi, Ascomycota, Eurotiomycetes, Eurotiales, Aspergillaceae. The record is from the annotation of a GenBank genome assembly.